AUGAGGGGAGAUUAUGGGGAGGACAAGGGAGGUCAACUUCAAAUGUUGCUGGUGGUAAGAUGGUUGCUGGGAGGAAGAUACUUUGGAGAGAGAGAGACUUAUCUUGUGUUUAAGCCAAGCCAAAGUCCAUAUGUAUCGCUAAAGAUAUGGCCUCAGCUCUCUCUUUUAAGGUUUUUACCCUGAUCUUCUGAUCUGAAUGCUUGAUAGGCUAUGCAAGGUGGUAAAAAAUGUUUUUAUUGUCACAUACACCGGAUAAGUACAGUGAAAUGUGUUGUUUUACAGGAUCAGCCAUAGUAGUACGGCACCCCUGGAGCAAAUUAGGGUUAAGUGCCUUGCUCAAGGGCACCAACAGAUUUUUCACCUUGUCGACUCGGGUAUUCGAACCAGCGACCUUUCGGUUACUGGUCCAAUGCUCUAACGGCUAGGCUAAUUUCCUGCAACUCUACACAUUUUGCCGCAGGAUGGAGAGAAAUGUUUGGAGUUUUUAAUAUGAUAUCUGAGUGAGAGUGACUAACAAAAUCAAUGGGGGCCCUCCGGGUCGGUAAUUCGACCAUGAUUACUACAAGUUUAGAUAGCUGGCAGCUAGACUAAUUUACCAAUUUAAAACAUUUUAGCUGACAUGGGCUAAUUGAGUGACUGUCAGUGACUGACAUAACAAGAGAAACACUGCUGAUGCACAACCACGUUUUGAAAUGGCACCUUGUGUAUUCCCUUAUUCUAACUCUCAACAGUUCCUGAAAAAAAGGCCAGUCACCCAUCCUUGAUCUACUUCUUAUAUUAUACGGCAAUGGUUUUGAAUAAUGGGAGAAGGCCUAGUAUAAGUACUUUUCUAAUCUAUUCCAAUCCCUUUUUGGUGACAAGUAACUCAAUAUAAUUGCCAUGGAAGUCAUAGUAGAUUACAUUAGAGAUAUACAGUGGUGUCUCUCUGUAGCUCUCAGUGUGGUGAUAGACUUCCUCAGACUAAUCACUUAGGGUUUGGUUGUGACUUUGGUUCUUUGGUAAGAUUGUUGAGGUUUGUGUACAGUGGUCCCUAGCCCUGGUCCGUGCCUGGUUUAUUUAGUCAUAAAUGAUCAGUGUAAAAUAGGGUUGUUCAUUAAUGGUACACAUGAGGUUAAUAUAGUGUUUUGGUUUGUUUGUUGUUGUUGUUGUUGUUGCUGUUUGUUGUUGUUGUUAUUGUUUGUAGUGGUGAGAGAGGGGCUAGCCUAACAGGGCUCACACAGGGGGCAGGGCAGGGAAACAGGUGCAGGUACCAGAACACAUCCCCCUCUGUGUCCCCGGGGGGCUGGGGGAGGGGUGCUGGGAAGGUUCAGGUUACCCUGACAGGGGGAAAGAGGCAUGGGGGGUGGGUGUCAGUCCCAGUCCCCAAAAAAAGCCACCAGUGUCUUUUCCACGUGUUAGAGAGCAGGGCUGCUGUCUGUCUGUCUGUCUGUCAGGACUGCUGUCUGUCUGUCAGGACUGCUGUCUGUCUGUCAGGACGAAAAGUCUGUCCUUCACAUUUCAACCUUGAAACGCUGCAAGCAUGGGGAAAGGGGUAAGUCCUCUUAAUUUAUUUAUUAAUGCAUAUGCAGAGUGGUGUUUUCCUAUCCUUUAAACCAGGGCUGGGGUCAAUUUCAAUUUAAAUUUAGAAAGUACACUCAAAUUCCAAAGCAUUCCAAAACAUUGAAGGAAACUGGAAUUUCAGUUUACUUCCUGAAUUGACUGAAAUGAAAAAGAAUUGACUCUGCUUUAUACACACACACACACACACACACACACACACACACACACACACACACACACACACACACGCACACACACACACGCACACACACACACAGUCCAUCAUAUGACUAUAUGGUUGUGUUAGGGUUGGGUCAACUUAUCGUCUAACACCAAUCAUGUCUAGGGCUGUAACAUGCCAGUAACUUGUUUAGAGGAUUCCGGAUUUCCUGCUGAUACCAGAAAUCUCCAAAAACUCCAAAACCUGGGAAUUUGGGGAAAGUUAGCCUAGUCAUUUCACAUACAUACAGUAAGAGGCAUCAUGGAAAAUCUAAGCCGUUUUUUCUAAUAGCGUCUGCAUUGACGCUGGUUAUGCCGCAGUGUUGAGGCACAUUGUAAGCACACUGGAUAGUAGGAUAAGGGCCUAGAUAACUGGAAACAUCAUUAUAUUAUCAAUAUUUCUAUUGACACAUAUUACAGAAUUUCAAUUGUAUCUUCUUCAAUUCUAGCUGACAUUUGUUUUUAGCAGGUGUUGGCAAUUAUCUGUUAUACAGUAUCACAGAGAAGAGGAAAUUGGGGAAAUUGCUGUCGGAGACGUUUCCUGCACUCCACCAGCUCUCUACUCUCUAAAACCCUUUUGAUUGCUUUUUCAAUGUGUCACUCUCACACGCGCACACACACACACACACACACACACACUCGUUUAUUCUCUCUGUCGCUCAUUCACUCAUUCACACUGGGAAAGAAAGAGUGACAGCAGCAGAUGAAAUCCACGAUGCUGCAUUCUUCAUCAGUGACUGUUCCAAUCUGAAAAACACACACGCACACACACACACGCGCACGCACACACACACACACACAAACACACACACACACACAAACACACACACACACACUCAGACUGUCAGUGUAAUGUGAUAAUCUCCUCAGAGUGGAGCAGAAAAUGGAGGAGGAACGAGGAAGAAGAAGGAGAAGGAUCUGGAUGAGCUGAAGAAGGAGGUGUCCAUGGUGAGAGAAACGGCCUGAGUCCCAAAUGGCACCCUAUUAUUCACACCCCUUGCUGAGUCCCAAAUGGCACCCAGCGCCUUCAAAAAGUAUUCACACCCCUUGCUGAGUCCCAAAUGGCACCCAGCGCCUUCAGAAAGUAUUCAAACCCCUUACAGCCUGAAUUUAAAAUUGAUUAAAUUGAGAUUUUGUGUCACUGGCAUACACACAAUACCCCAUAAUGCCAAAGUGGAAUUAUGUUUUCAGAAAUAUUUACAAAUGAAUUAAAAAUGAAUAGCUGAAAUGUCUUGAGUCAAUUAGUAUUCAACCCCUUCGUUAUGGCAAGCCUAAAUACAUUCAGGAGUACAAAUGUGCUUAAAAAGUCCCAUAGUAAGUUGCAUGGACUCACUCUGUAUUCAAUAAUAGUGUUUAACAUGAUUUUUGAAUGACUACCUAAUCUCUGUACCCCACACAUACCAUUAUCUGUAAGGUCCCUCAGUCGAGCAGUGAGUUUUGAAACACAAAUUCAAUCACAAUGACCAGGUAGGUUUUACAGUGCCUCACAAAGAAGGGCACCUAUUGGUAGAUGACAAAAAAACAAAAACAAAACAGACCCUUUGAGCAUGGUGAAGUUAUUAAUUACACUUUGGAUGGUGUAUUAAUACUCCCAGUCACUACAAAGAUACAGGCGUCCUUAAUAACUCAGUUGCCAGAGAGGAAGGAAACCACUCAGGGAUUUCACCAUGAGGCCAAUGGUGACUUUAAAACAGUUACAGAGUUGAAUGGCUGUGAUAGGAGAAAACUGAGGUUGGAUCAACAACCUUCUAGUUACUCCGCAAUACUAACCUAAAUGACAGAGUGAAAAGGAGGAAGCCUGUACAGAAUAAAAAAUAUUCUAAAACAUGCAUCCUGUUUUCAAUAAGGCACUAAAGUAAAACUGGAAUUAACUUUAUGUACUGAAUACAAAGCGUUAUGUUUGGGGCAAAUCCAACACAUCACUGAGUACCACUCUUCAUAUUUUCAAGCAUGGGGGUGGCUGCAUCAUGUUAUGGGUGUGCUUGUCAGCGGCAAGGACUAGGGAGUGUUUUUUAGGAUAAAAAUAAACAGAAUAGAGCUAAGCACAGGCAAAAUCCUAGAGGAAAACCUGGUUCAGUCUGCUUUCCAACAGACACUGGGAGACAAAUUCACCUUUCAGCAGGACAAUAACCUAAAGCACAUGGCCAAAUAUACAUUGUAGUUACUUACCAAGACACCAUUGAAUGUUCCUGAGUGGCCUAGUUACAGUUUUGACUUAAAUCGGCUUGAACAUCAAUGGCAAGACUUGAAAAUUGCUGUCUAGCAAUGAUCAACAACCAACUUGACGAGCUUGAAGAAUUUUAAAAAGAAUAAUGUGCAAAUAUUGUACAAUCCAGGUGUGCAAAGCUCUUAGAGACUUACCCAGAAAGACUCACAGCUGUAAUCGCUGCCAAAGGUGAUUGUAACAUGUAUUGACUCAGGGGUGUUAAUAGUUAUGUAAUCAAUAUAUUUUAGUGUUUUAUUUACAAUACAUUUGCUAAAGUUUCUAAAAACAUGUUUUCACUUUGUCAUUAUGGGGGUAUUGUGUGUAGAUGGGUGAGCAAAAAUCUAUUUAAUAAAUGUUUUAUUCAGGCUGUAACACAACAAAAUGUUUAAUAAGUCAAGGGGUGUGAAUACUGUCUGAAGGCACUGUAUGUAAUGCAUUACUAUUGACCAGAGCAGUAGUGCACCAAAUUAGCCUGGGUACCAGUCUGUUUGUGGCAUUAAAGCCACUCCUUGUCAUGUCAAAGAUGUUUGGAAUGACAGCACAAACAGAUAAGGGACCAGACUAGCACCAAACAGGGAAUAUGGGUGCCAUUUGGGAGACGCCCUGGAUGUCAUGUGUGUUAAAACAUGCUUGUGACAAGUUUAAUUUUGAAUAGUGACCUAGUUGUGACAGUACAUUUGAGGAAGUCAGAUUAUUCUGCUGUUCUUUCACAGGAUGAUCACAAGAUAUCAUUGGACGAUCUGGGAAGACGCUACGGAGUCGACCUGGCUCGGGUAACACGCACGCACACACAUGCAAACACACACACACACACACACACACACACACACACACACACACACACACACACACACACACACACACACACACACACACAAAGCUGCUUUGUCUUCCUUCUGCUCUGCUCUUUAAUAACUUUAUUCUGCCAGAUCUAAUCUCUACAUAGCUAUUGCCUUUGUCCUCGCUACACACAAACAACUGUUACUUUGGUCCAUGGUGGUCCAAAUUGAGUCCACAGGGUUCUCAUCCCUGUCCCACAUGGGAACCCAGCCAUGGGAUUUCUAUUAGUUGUCUUCAGUGAUAUUAUAGUGAAUAUCAGUGAAGUAACAGAGGUCUAUCUAUCACAUCCUACUGACCUUAUCUCACACAGAACCACAAUGUUGUUCAGUGGCCAUUUUGGAAAUGGACGCCAGAUGGUGAUCGACAAAAUCAAUGAUGGCACUAUAGCCAAAAAUACUUCUUUAGACAUGCCAUAGUUGUGUGUGAAAUGUGGUGCUUCUAUCACAAAAGGCAACUACAAAUUAAAAAACGUGAUUCUGUUAUUGUGACUGUGACUGUCUCCCUGAUGGAUGAUACCUGUGUUCCAGGGUCUGACCAAUGCCAAGGCUCUGGAGGUGCUGGCCAGGGAGGGGCCCAACGUGCUGACUCCUCCUCCCACCACCCCAGAGUGGGUGAAGUUCUGCCGUCAGCUGUUCGGGGGUUUCUCCUUGCUCCUAUGGAUCGGUGCCAUCCUCUGCUUCCUGGCCUACAGUAUCCAGGUGGCCACCGAGGACGAGCCAGCCAAUGACAACGUGAGAACCACCCGCGCUAGGCUACACACACACACACACACACACACACACACACACACACACACACACACACACACACACACACAGACACAGUAUCCAGGUGGCCAUCGAGGACGAGCCAGCCAAUGACAACGUGAGAACCACAACAAGGCUAGACAACAUAACAUCUCUACACGAUAACACUCCAGUCCUUUGCACAGCCAUGGCCCUUUGAUCCCAUUUGGUGGCUAACAAUCACAAUUCCCUACAGUACAGCAGUCUAUACACUACAACCCUUCUUCACGUCUAGUAUGGUCUAUCAGCCAGACUAUGUUACGUUAUAUGUUCAUGUUACGUUUGUCAUUUACUAGCCCGAGUCCCAGAUUUGUGUGUGCUCUGGCGUUUUGCAAUGGGACUGAGUGACAAGGAGUUGGCACGAUAUAGCACAAACAGACUAGCACUCAGGCUAUACAGGCGCGGUAUAGUUAUUAGCUAACACUGUCUAUCGUAAUCAGUGCACACCUGACUGCAAACAUACUACAUGCUACAUGCAAACAACCCUCAUCAUCAUCAACAUCAACUUCACUUCACACACAAUUAUGUUGAUAUACUGUGUAGUGCCAAAAACCUAUACAUAAUAAAUAAUAUGACUGUAAAUCACUUUGGAUUAGCGUUGUAAAGUAUAUUACUAGAAUCUUUUGACGUUUACCAGUAAACUACCAGAAAUUUGGUAACUUUCACCUUUUUUUAUUUUAUUUUAUCAGAUGACAUCUAGUGGUAUUUUGGGGUACUUCAGAUUAUUACAGGUGUCUGUAAUUACCUCUGGCCCUCUGUGUGGCCAAUUCACAUGUCAAAUAUAGAAAAUAAUAAAACAAAAGUAAAUAGAAGAUAAUAACAUCUGUCUGCUCAUCUUGUUCUCUCUCUCUCUCUCUCUCUCUCUCUCUCUCUUCCUCCCCCUCUCUCUCUACCCGCUCCCGCUCUCUCUCUCCCCUCAGCUCGAACGCUAACCCUCCCCCCUCCAUUCUACGCCCCGCCACUCGCCCCCCUCUCUACUCCCCUUCGACCCCUCGCUCACUAACCCCCCGCUCACCUACUGCCCCCUCUCUAACGCGACAGUCCUCCCUCUCGCCUAACUAAACUCCCCCUCUAUCUCACCCUCCUCUCUACGCCAUCCCCCCCAGUACCGCUACCCCCCGCUCUAUCAACCAUCCCCGCUCCACCUACCUCUCCUCACCCCCCUUUACCCGCACCCUCCUCGGAUCUAGCCAACACUCUCCUCCUCCCACCCCCACCCCUGCUGCUACAACAAACCGAGCGCGAACUCCCAUUGUAGACCCCGCCCACCGCCCUCGCGCCCCAGAAACCCACCACCUAACGCCCCCUCUUCUAGACCAACCCUCACUCUCCUGCCUACCUCCCCCCUCUCUCUACCUCCCCUCUCUCUUCUACCUCCCCCUCUCUCUCUACCCCCCCUCUCUCUAAACAUAAAUAUGGGUUGUGUUUACAUUGGUGUUUGUUCUUCACUGGUUGCCCUUUUCUUGUGGCAACAAGUCACAAAUCUUGCUGCGUGAUGCACACUAUGGUAUUCACACAAUAGAUAUGGGAGUUAUCCAAAAAUUGGAUUUGGUUUUCGAAUUCUUUGGGGUCUGUGUAUCUGAGGGAGAUAUAUGUCUCUAAUAUGUCAUACAUUGGCAGGAGGUUAGGAAGUGCAGCUCGUUCCACCUCAUUUUGUGGGCAGUGUGCACAUAGCCUGUCUUCUCUUGAGAGCCAGGUCUGCAUACGGCGGCCCUCUCCAAAAGCAAGGCUAUACUCGCGGAGUACUGUACAUAGUCAAAGCUUUCCUUAAUUUUGGGUCAGUCACAGUGGUCAGGUACUCUCUCUCUGUUAAUUAUAAUAAUUGUUAUUCUUUCUAAUGUGUCAAGUACUAUCUUUUGUUUUGAUUUGGUUGGGUAUAAUUGUGUCUCUCUCUCUAAUUGGGUCUCUCUCUCCCCCUCUCUCUCAAUUCAAUUCAAUUCAAAGGGCUUUAUUGGCAUGGGAAACACAGGUUUACAUUGCCAAAGCAAGUGAAAUAUUUCUCUCUCUCUCUCUUUCCCUCCCUCCCUCUCUCAUAAUAGUUGUACCUGGGUGUGGUCUUGUCAGCUGUAGUCAUCAUAACUGGCUGUUUCUCCUACUACCAAGAGGCCAAGAGCUCACGCAUCAUGGACUCCUUCAAGAACAUGGUUCCUCAGGUGAGCUGAGCUGAGACUGCACAGUAUACGUGUGAGUCCCAAAUGGCACUACUUUUGACCAGGGCACAGGGUCCUAUUCCCUUUAAAGUGCACUACUUUUGACCAAGGCCCAGGGUGCUGGUUAAAGGUAGUGCACUAUAUAGGGUUUAGGGUGCCAUUUGGGACGCUGGCUAUGGCUUGGUUAGCACAACAGUGCGUAAAGGCUAUAACAGGCUAAAAUCACUUAGAUAGUCUUAGAUUUAGACUAAUUUUCUAUAAUAAUAAGAUAUGGAAUUUAGCUUACGUUUUUAUCCAAAGCGACUUACAGUUGAGCGUGCAUACAUUUUACGUAUGGGUGGUCCUGGGAAUUGAAUCCACUAUCCUGGCGUUGCAAGCACAAAGCUCUACCAACUGAGCUAGAGAGGACAAUUUUCUUUCCUUUGAGUGCCUCGAGUCUUACACUGACUUGAGAAGCAUAAUAAGCUUACCCAACAUAAUACAGCUAAUAAUUUGAGCCAACUUUGGAUUUGCCACUGAAUGUUUGCCAAAAAACGUUUAAUUCUCUAAUUUCAUCCUCCCCUUUUUCUCUCUCUUUCAUCCCCCCUCUCGCUUAUCCAUCCCUCCAUCCCUCCAUCCCUGGCAGCAAGCCCUGGUGAUCAGGGAAGGAGAGAAGAUGACGAUUAAUGCAGAGCUAGUGGUGAGGGGAGACCUGGUGGAGAUCAAAGGAGGAGACAGGAUCCCUGCCGACCUCCGAGUUGUCUCAGCCGCGGGCUGCAAGGUAAGGAGAGGAGAGGAGAGGAGAGGAGAGGAGAGGAGAGGAGAGGAGAGGAGAGGAGAGGAGAGGAGAGGAGAGGAGGGGAGGGGAGGGGAGGGGAGGGGGGGAAGGAGAGGAGAGGAGAGGAGAGGAGAGGAGAGGAGAGGAGAGGAGAGGAGAGGAGAGGAGAGGAGAGGAGAGGAGAGGAGAAAGUCCAAGAAGGCUGGAUUAUUUAGUUGCUCUCUCUCUCUUUCACUCUUUCUGUCUCUUUCUCUCUCUCGAUAACUUUCCUCUGUCUGUGUGGGAAGGUGGAUAACUCCUCUCUGACUGGGGAGUCAGAGCCUCAGACACGCUCACCGGAGUUCACCCAUGACAACCCCCUGGAGACUCGAAACAUCGCCUUCUUCUCAACCAACUGUGUGGAGGGUCAGUAGGACAAACCCUUUCCUAUCUUUUUAUUCAUUUAUUUGUAUUGAACCUUUAUUUAUAUUUGAAGUCAGAAGACCUAUUAUACAAGGGAGACCUGAGCUGACCUCCAUUCCAUCCAUUUCCCCCCCAUCACUCCCUCCCUCAGGCACAGCCCACGGUGUAGUAGUAGGGACCGGAGACCAUACAGUAAUGGGCCGUAUUGCCACCCUGGCCUCGGGGCUGGAGACGGGCCAGACUCCCAUCAAUAUGGAGAUUGAACACUUCAUUCAACUGAUCACGGCCGUAGCUGUGUUCCUGGGGGUCAGCUUCUUCAUCCUGGCCAUCAUCCUGGGGUACACCUGGCUGGAGGCCGUCAUCUUCCUCAUCGGCAUCAUCGUCGCCAACGUCCCCGAGGGCCUGCUGGCCACCGUCACUGUGAGUUAAGCCUUGUAUGUCUGAGCCAGAAUGAAGCCUAUCUACUCCCCCCCCCCCCUGGACAGGAUGCUAGUCUGUCACAGGGACCGUCACUGUGAGUCCGGCUGUUAUAUGGGACAAAUUCUAUUUUUUAAAUAAGGAGUGGGGCAGUCGUUCUCCUUACGUAUUUUUUAUUUAUUGGAUAGGACAGAGAGGUAGAGAGGAAAGGUAGGUGGGUGUGCUGUAAAGGACUCUCCACAGUGAUUUCACUGUCUACACAACGGAGCUCCGUUUGCGUUGCAUUGCAAAAAAAUUAAGCUGCCCAAAAGUGCAUAAAACUACGUAGAGAGCUAUGCAAACAAAGCUCAGUCGGAUCCGUUGAGGAUCCAUUGCAUGUGUGUAGCCCUUAAGAGCAGUGGGCCAGAUUCAAACCGAUGCUAGCAGCGAUCCAUUUAUCUAUUCUAGAGGCAGCAGCGUAGACUGCUAGACCACCCCAGGCAACAGACCGUUAUUCUGCAUAUUGGCCAAACUAUAAUUCAAAAUCUUCAUGUAAAUCUCCUGCUAAAUCUCAUCAUUUACAUCAAAGUCUAUGAGAGUUUUGCUAUGUAAAAUCCUAAGUAGAAUUUUGCAUCUAUCUGUCCAUCUUUAACAUUACCCUGAUUAAGCAAAUGGAACAACGACCCUCUCUUCCAAAAAAAAAAUAAAAACCCAACCCCCCACCUCUCAAAAACCAUCCAAGGGGGGAACUCCCGGCAGCAACGGGUAAAAACCCCGGACCCCCAAAACAAACCCCCAGCCCUCAAACCCCGAUAACAAAAUUUUUCCCGCCAUAAAAACGAAAAAAACAAAAAAGUAAAAAAAUAUACUAAAAUUUUUCCCCUUUUAAAAAAUAAGAAAAAAUACAAAAAAAAUUACUAAAAAAUCUACCCAAACCCCCUCAAUAACCCCCCAAACCAUAAAUAAAUUUUUCCCCAUAUUUUAAAUUUAAACCCCCCCCCUUCCUUUUUUUAAAAAAAUUCCAAAUCAAAAGCUUUAUAAACCCUAUAUUCCAUUCUUUUUCACACAUUCCCUUUCCAUUAAAAAAAAAAUUUUUUAAAUUAUUAAAACAACCCCUCCCAAAAAACAUUUUCCAAUAAAUUUUUUUCCAAACACAUUUUUCCCCCAAAACCCCUUUAUUUAUGAAAUAUCCCCCCAUGAAAAUUUUUUAAAAUAAUCCCCCUUUAAACUUCUCUCUCAAAAUCUUCUAUCCACUCCUAUCUCUUUCCUUCUUUUCUUUAAAAAAUUCUCCUCCUCAUCCUUAUAUUAUACAUUCAACACCAUCUGUUAUUUCCCUUUUUUCUCCCUUAUCUCCCUACAUCCGUCUCCUCCUAGUUCCUUAAAUUUUACUCCUCCUUCUCCUCACUCUCCUUCUCUCCAUCCUUUUCCUCUCUUUUCCCUUUUUCUCCUCUUCCACUCUUCCUUUUCCAUAUUUUUCUCAUUCCUUCUCUCCCCUCUCAAAUUCCCUUUCGCUCACUCAUCCUUUCGUCUCUCUCAUCCACUCUCAAAACCAUUUUCUUAAAACCAUAAACUUUCUCCCCUUUUCUUCCCAUUAACAAACAAAACAACUCUCUUUCUUCAUCUCCACCCUCCCCUCACCAUCUCUCUCUACUGCCCAUCCACUAUUUCUCAUCAUCAUCCAACGUUUCUAUACGUCCAAUCCAUCUCUAUCUCCAUCUCAUCCAUCGUCCUCUCUCCAUCGCAUCUCUCUCUCUCAUCUCAAAUCUCUCCAACUCUAACUGCCGACCAUUCUUCAUCAUCUCUCCAUCUCCAAUCAUCUCUCUCUCUCCAUCUAUCCACAUCUCUCCCUCUCUCCCCAACAAACUCCAUCCUCAUCUCCAUCAUUUGCUCUCCAAAAAAAACAUCAUAGCUCUCAAAUCAACGUUUUCCCAUCAUUCCCCAUCUCAUCCAUUCUGCUCACCAACGCUAACCACAUUUCCCCCAUCUCCAUCAUCAUCCAUCCCUACCUAAAGCCUCUCAAUCCAUCCCCAAUAACGCUACGCAAUAACUUCUCACACCGUCAAAAGAAAGUAAAGAAGAGAUAGCAAUAAAGAUAGAAAUAAAGGCAGAGCAGUCUAAAAAUACAUCAGACUGAGACGACGAGUCAAAGUUAGAAAUGCAAAAAAAACAAAAGACAGAAGAAGGAUGAACAUGGAACCCAAAACAAAGAGAAUCCGAACCAACAGAGACCAUCUCCACACAAACACCCGACGGCCAGCCCAACAAAAUUAUACAUCACAAUGCCAUCAUGACACCAAAAAUCAUCCGUAUCUCUCAUCAGCAUCAGGAUCAAAAUCCGUUCCUCCAAUCUAUCAAAUCAUCCGUAUCACAAGCUCUUCCCAAACUCAUUCUCACAACAAGUCUCGGCGCACAAUGCAGAGCAUCGAGCCGCGCCCAGCCACCCAGCACGCCCGUCCACCAGACCCAGUCCAGCACCCAAAACUCCAUCCAAAAACAAGAUCCGACAGCAUCCAGAACCACCCCCCACCAACUGCAGACUCCAGCCAAAAGGAGAGGCACACCAAAAGACCCCCCUCACCACGAACCGAAUUAUCAUCGAAUAAAGCCCUCAAAAUUUUGCCAGCCAUAGCUCUCAUGCCCGAACCCCCACCAUCCUCCCGCAAGAAAGGGCCCGAUACAAGCUUCCCAAAAAAUCUCUACUACAUCUCACACCCCUUUUACUCUCGCUUUAAAUCUCCCCAUCCAAAUUCCCCAUCCCCACUCUCUCUCCCACCGCAUGGGCCGCUCUCCAUCCAUCCUAGUCUCAUCCAUCUACUCUCAUCUCCCAGCCAAUUCCCCCAAACACAACUUCAUCAACCUCCUCUCUCUCCAAUCUCGCCUCCAAUCUCCUCUCCAUCAUUCAUCAUCCUCAUCAUCUCCCUACUCUCAAGAAGUCUCUCCCUACUACUGCUCUCUCUCCGAUAUCUCCUCCCAUCCAUCUACAACUCUCUCCAGAGAAAGAAGAAAGAAGAGGGGAGAGAGAAGGGAAGGAAGAAAGAAAAGAGGGGGAAAAGAAGAAAGAAGAAAGAGAAAAAAGAGAGGAGGAAAGGGGGAAACGAAGGAAAAAAGAGAAGGAAAGAGAAAAAAAAAGAGAGAAAGGAAAAAAAAGAGAGAGAGAGAAAAAAGAGAGGAGAAAGAAAAAAAGAGAAAAGAGAAGAAAAGAGGAAAAGAGAAGAGAAAGAAAGGGAAGGAAAAAAAGGAGAGAGAGAGAAGAAAAAAAGAAGAAAGAGGAGAAAGGAGAAGAAAGAAGGGAGAGGAGAAGAAAGAAGCGCCAAAGAAGAAAGAAGGGAGAAGAGAAGAAAGAGGGAAAAAGCAAAGAAGGAAGAAAGAGGGGAGAGAAAGGAAGAAGGGAGAGAGAAAAGAGAAAGAGAAAGAGAAAAGAGGAGGAAAAGAAGAGAGAAAGGGAAGAGAAAAAAGAGUAAAGGAAGAGGACGUUUGGGGAGAGAGAGAGGUAGAGAAAAGGGGGGAAGAGGAGGGGAGGGAGAGAAAGGGGAAAAAAGAAAGGGGGAGGAGAAAAGGGGAAGGGGGACAGGGGGGGAGAAGAAGAGAGGGGAGAAGAAAAAAGAGAGAGAGAGAAAAAAAGAAAGAAGAGAGAAAAGGAGAGAAGAAGGGAGAGGAAAGAAGAAAGGAGAAGAAGGAAAGAAAGAGAGAGGAGAAAGAAGAGAGAAAGAGCGAAAAGAGGAGAGAGAAGAGAAGAAGAGGAGGGAAGAGAAGAAAGAGAAAAAGAGAAAAGGCGGAGGAGGAAGGAAGGGAGGGGAGAGCAAAAGAAAGGAGAGGAAAAAAGGAGAGAGGGAGAAGAAGAAGAAAAGAAAGAGAGAGAGAGAAGAGAAGAAGGAAAGAGAGAAAGAGGGAAAAGAAGAAAGAGAAAGGAAAAAAAGGGGGAGAAGAAAAAGAAAGAGAAAGAAAGAGGAGAAAAGAAAAAAGGAGAGGGAAGAGAAAGAAAGAAGAGAGAAAGAAAAGAGAAAAAAGAAAGAAGAGAGAGAGGAGAAAAAAGAGAGAGAGAAAGAACAAAAUAGAAUGAAACGAGAAAAACAGGUACGAAUUAGAGAAAAAAUAGAAAGUAAAGAGAAUAGAGCUAGCCAUAUAUAUUAGAUAAUCCAUAUCUACUCCUCAUACAUCUCUCCAAUCAUCCAUCGCUCUCUCAUCUAUCAUCUCUCGUCUCAUCCAUUCUGUCUCUCUCCAUCUCCAUCCAUCUCUCACUCUCAUCUCUCCAUCUCCAUCUUCUAUCUCCCUCCAUCCAUCCAUCCUCAUCUCUCUCAUCCAUUCUCGCUCUCUCUUUCCCCCUCUCUCCCCCUCCCUCCUCCUCCAUCCCUCAUCUCAUCCAUCCUCCCUCUCCAUCCAUCUCUCUCUCUAGAGUAGUCUAACCGUACUGCCAAGCGUACGAUGGCCAGAACUGCCAGUAAGAACUCUGUAGACCACUGGGUCUGCAGUCCACCAUCUGUCGACAAAGCACCGAACCAACGAACCAUCAGCCCUGCCAAUGCGCCUCGAACACACAAUGAUCCAUACGAGGCCGGGGGCCACUCCGGAGCGACCCACGCAUCCUCCUCUCAGGCGCCUCGAGCUCUCCCCAAUACCUCCUCCCCAUCCUCCUCUCCCUCCACUCACCCUCCUGCCUCUCCACCCUCCCCUCCUCUCUCUCUCCUCAGGUCUCCCCUUCCUCCACUUGCCUCCUCUCGAAUUCUACCCUACUCACCAUUUUGUCCGACAAUACAGCCCUGACCCAACCAUCAUCUGCCCACAUUUCACCAUGACCAUCGAGGCGAUCCUAAAAACCCCGCCCCCAAAAACCCCCCUUUCCAAACCCCCUUAAAAACCCCCCCCCCUUUCCCAUCCACACUUUUUCAGCAAUCUCGCAGCCUCAAUCCAUUUUUCAAGAAGAGGGGAGACCAGAUAAAGAGCUAAAAGGGAAAAAAAGAUCCGAAUAAAAAAAAGGAAUCCAUCAUCCCACCAAAAACAGCCAAUUAAAAGCCAGAGAGAACUCCCCAAAAGAUCCCAACCUCCUCCCGAUCAUUCCGAUCUCAUAUCACCCCCCACCCAUCCCCUCCUCCCCCAAAUUACACCCAUGCUCUCUCCUUAACAGAAGCAAAGAAUACCAGAAUGAACAAACGAGUAGGAAAAACGGCAAAUGACGAGCAAAAGGCUCCAACCACACCCUCAACAACCCGCUCAAUCAACCAUCAUCUAGACCUCUAAACAGAAUCUCAAGAAUAAAAAACUUCUACCAUCUCAGCCAUCCAAGCGAUCCUCCUCUCCCAUCUCAUCACCCUCCCCCAAACAUACGCCCCAUCGACCAUCCUCUCCAUCUCCCUCCCCCACCCCCUCCCUCCCAUCCCUCCCUCCCCUCCCCCUCUUCCUCUCCCUACUGCCAAGCGUAUGGCCAAAAAGAACUGCCUGGUCAAGAAUCUGGAGGCUGUGGAGACCCUGGGUUCUACCUCCACCAUCUGUUCCGACAAGACAGGCACCCUGACCCAGAACCGCAUGACCGUGGCCCACAUGUGGUUCGACAACAUGAUCCAUGAGGCCGACACUACGGAGGACCAGUCUGGUGAGACCACCCACAGACAUCAUCUGUUUUUUCUACACUCAACCAGACACAUUGAAUUAGUGGACUACUCUGCUCUGAAAAAUGAGCUGAAUUAUAAUAUGAAUGCUGAUACUGAUAGAGCUCAGUCACAUUGACACAGUGCAUCAUUCCUCUAAGUCUAGGGUUGCAAAAUGCUGGUAAAUUUCACAAAAUGACCAGGUUUUUCAGAAAUCCCAGUUGGAAGAUUCCCAGAAUCCGGAUGAAAAACACAGGAAAUCUGGGAAUUCUUGAACUGGGAUUUCUGGAAAACCUGGGAAUUUAGGGAAAGUUACCAUAUUUUGCAACCCCAGCUCAGUCACAUUGAUACAAUACAUCCUCCCUCUGUAAAGUCUAAUGCCUCUCAUGUGUUCUCUCUGUCAGGUGCUACCUUUGAUAAGAGCUCGGCUACAUGGCACGCUCUGUCCCGUGUGGCUGGACUCUGUAACCGUGCUGAGUUCAAAGCUGGGCAGGAAAAGCUCCCCAUUCUGAAGGUAGGGAAUGUUCACAUAGAGUUGGAUAGAUGGCACAUAAAACAUGCUUUGUAGCAAGGGCACCCUCCAUCCAACUCUAUGAAUGGCCAUUUUACACCUAUACCCAUGUGACUAAUCAUAAUUUAGACACAGCCACUGUCUGCAUCCCAAAUGGCACCCUAUUUCCUAUUUAGUGCACUUAAUAGGAAAUAGAGUGCCAAAUAGAGUCCCGUGUAGCUCAGUUGGUAGAGCAUGGCGCUUGCAACGCCAGGGUUGUGGGUUUGAUUCUCACAGGGGACCAGUACAAAAAAUGUUUAACAAAUUAUGAACAUGUAUGCACUCACUACUGUAAGUUGCUCUGGAUAAGAGCGUCUGGUUAAACAUUUUUAAAAAAUAAUAUUGGGGAAGCAGACAUUGAAUCGAAUACCUCUAAAAUCCCUUCCUAACUGCUACAAUAACAGCAGAGUCCCAUACUGAAAGGCCUGACAACAUUUCCCAGCCAGCAACCCAUUCUGACAACGUGAAUAGACUGUCUCCUUCCCAGCCAGCAACCCAUUCUGACAACGUGAAUAGACUGUCUCCUUCCCAGCCAGCAACCCAUUCUGACAACGUGAAUAGACUGUCUCCUUCCCAGCCAGCAACCCAUUCUGACAACGUGAAUAGACUGUCUCCUUCCCAGCCAGCAACCCAUUCUGACAACGUGAAUAGACUGCCUCCUUCCCAGCCAGCAACCCAUUCUGACAACGUGAAUAGACUGUCUCCUUCCCAGCCAGCAACCCAUUCUGACAACGUGAAUAGACUGUCUCCUUCCCAGCCAGCAACCCAUUCUGACAACGUGAAUAGACUGUCUCCUUCCCAGCCAGCAACCCAUUCUGACAACGUGAAUAGACUGUCUCCUCCUGACUGUUUGAUGCUGUGUUUCUUUUUUUUAGGGGGUAGAUCAGCUUUAAUAUUGCAGAUAGACUGUAACGUCCAUCAAUGUAAUUGUCUGCAUCACUUCCAAUCCCCCAUAUGUUUGUUUUUUUCGCGCAAAUAUGUAUAUAUAUAUUUAUAUAUACACGUAUACAUACAUGCAUAUGUAUAUAUACAUACACAUACAUACACAUAUACACAUCCUUUUAAAAAAUACAUUUCCCUUUAUUACCCUCCAACCCCACCACCCCUUCCCUAAUUGGAGUAAACUAGUGAACAACAACGCUUAGGCCUCUACUUCCAGCUUAUACAUACUAAAUACAUUUUAUGGACACAGUCAAUUUUACAAUAAUUGUAUUUUGUUUGUUUUUUACUCCUGAACUUCCUCUACCCUCAACCUCUCCGAUCAGUUUCAUGAUGUCCAUCCGGUUUGCUUCUACAUGCCAUAUCUUUCUAACUGCUGUGUGUUUCUUAGAGAGACACUGCGGGCGAUGCAUCGGAAUCUGCUCUGUUGAAAUGUAUCGAGCUCUCCUGUGGGUGUGUCCGCUCCAUGAGAGAAAGAAACACCAAAGUGGGCGAGAUACCCUUCAACUCGACCAACAAGUACCAGGUAUACAAUUACCCCCUACAACCAUUUACUACACAAACAUAUACAGUGGGGAGAACAAGUAUUUGAUACACUGCCGAUUUUGCAGGUUUUCCUACUUACAAAGCAUGUAGAGGUCUGUAAUUUUUUUAUCAUAGGUACACUUCAACUGUGAGUGACGGAAUCUAAAACAAAUGAAGAAUUCCGGCUCUCACAGACCUGUUAGUUUUUCUUUAAGAAGCCCUCCUGUUCUCCACUCAUUACCUGUAUUAACUGCACCUGUUUGAACUCGUUACCUGUAUAAAAGACACCUGUCCACACACUCAAUCAAACAGACUCCAACCUCUCCACAAUGGCCAAGACCAGAGAGCUGUGUAAGGACAUCAGGGAUAAAAUUGUAGACCUGCACAAGGCUGGGAUGGGCUACAGGACAAUAGGCAAGCAGCUUGGUGAGAAGGCAACAACUGUUGGCGCAUUAUUAGAAAAUGGAAGAAGUUCAAGAUGACGGUCAAUCACCCUCGGUCUGGGGAUCCAUGCAAGAUCUCACCUCGAGGGGCAUCAAUGAUCAUGAGGAAGGUGAGGGAUCAGCCCAGAACUACACGGCAGGACCUGGUCAAUGACCUGAAGAGAGCUGGGACCACAGUCUCAAAGAAAACCAUUAGUAACACACUACGCCGUCAUGGAUUAAAAUCCUGCAGCGCACACAAGGUCCCCCUGCUCAAGCCAGCGCAUGUCCAGGCCCAUCUGAAGUUUGCCAAUGACCAUCUGGAUGAUCCAGAGGAGGAAUGGGAGAAGGUCAUGUGGUCUGAUGAGACAAAAAUAGAGCUUUUUGGUCUAAACUCCAUUCGCCGUGUUUGGAGGAAGAAGAAGGAUGAGUACAACACCAAGAACACCAUCGCAACAUGAAGCGUUGGAGGUGCACCGUAUUGAGGGGAGGAUGGAUGGGGCCAUGUAUCGCGAGAUCUUGGCCAACAACCUCCUUCCCUCAGUAAGAGCAUUGAAGGUGGGUCGUGGCUGGGUCUUCCAGCAUGACAACGACCCGAAACACACAGCCAGGGCAACUAAGGAGUGGCUCCGUAAGAAGCAUCUCAAGGUCCUGGAGUGGCCUAGCCAGCCUCCAGACCUGAACCCAAUAGAAAAUCUUUGGAGGGAGCUGAAAGUCCGUAUUGCCCAGCGACAGCCCCGAAACCUGAAGGAUCUGGAGAAGGUCUGUAUGGAGGAGUGGGCCAAAAUCCCUGCUGCAGUGUGUGCAAACCUGGUCAAGACCUACAGGAAACGUAUGAUCUCUGUAAUUGCAAACAAAGGUUUCGGUACCAAAUAUUAAGUUCUGCUUUUCUGAUGUAUCAAAUACUUAUGUCAUGCAAUAAAAUGCAAAUUAAUUACUUAAAAAUCAUACAAUGUGAUUUUCUGGAUUUUUGUUUUAGAUUCCGUCGCUCACAGUUGAAGUGUAGCUAUGAUAAAAAUUACAGACCUCUACAUGCUUUGUAAGUAGGAAAACCUGCAAAAUCGGCAGUGUAUCAAAUACUUGUUCUCCCCACUGUACAUCAAAGACACAACUGCAUAAACCAAAAUGUUUUAUUUAUUGUACAAACACACCUACAGCACUAUCCAAGUCCUUUGAACCACCAAAUAUUUAAUGACAGCAAUGAAAAAAAUAUACUCUUUUCUUCUACCAUCUCUCUCUCCUUUUAAAGCUGUCCAUUCAUGAACAAGAGGACAAUGAAAAUGGCCACCUACUCGUUAUGAAGGGAGCACCUGAAAGAAUAUUGGACAGGUAUUUAUUUACAUCAAAACCGACUAACUAAUGUGUCUCUCAAUGGGUAGAUACCAAAGAGUUGGAUAGAGAUAUUUGGAGAUAGUGCUCCCGAGUGGCGCAGUGGUCUAAGGCACUGCAUCUCAGUGCUAGAGGCGUCACUACAGACCCUGGUUCGAUUCCAGGCUGCAUCACAAUCCAGCUGUGAUUGGGAGUCCCAUGGGGCGGCUUGGUAAAUAAGAAGUUGUUCUUAACUGACUUGCCUAGUUAAAUAAAGGUGAAAAAUAAAUAAUAACUAUAAUAAUGGCACUGCCCAUGCUUUCACAGAAACCAUUAUGCCAAAGAUACAUAGAGGUGCCCUCUAUCCAACUCUAUGAUAAAUACAUACAGUGCCUUCAGAAAGUAUUCACACCCCUUGACAUUUUCUACAUUUUGUUGUGUUACAGCCUGAAUUUAAAAUUGAUUAAAUUGAGAUUCUGUGUCACUUGUCUACACACAAUACCUCAUAAUGGAAUUACACUGAACAAAAAUAUAAACGCAACAUGCAACAAUGCAAGAUUUUUCUGAGUUACAGUUCAUAUUAGGAAAUCAGUCAAUUUAAAUAAAUAAAGUAGGCCCUAAUCUAUGACUGGGAAUACAGAUAUGCAUCUGUUGGUGACAGAUACCUUAAAAAAACAGGUAGGGGUGUGGAUCAGAAAACCAGUCAGUAUCUGGUGUGACCACCAUUUGCCUCAUGCAGUGCGAUCCAUCUCCUUCGCAUAGAGUUGAUCAGGCUGUUGAUUGUAGCCUGUGGAAUGUUGUCCCACUCCUCUUCAAUGGCUGUGCGAUGUUGCUGGAUAUUGGCGGGAACUGGAACAUGCUGUCGUACACGUGGAUCCACUGCAUCCCAAACAUGCUCAAUGGGUGACAUGUCUGGUGAGUAUGCAGGCCAUGGAAGAUCUGGGACAUUUUCAGCUUCCAGGAAUUGUGUCCAGAUCCUUGCGACAUGGGGCCGUGCAUUAUCAUGCUGAAACACGAGGUGAUGGUGGCGAAUAAAUGGCACGACAAGGGGCCUCAGGAUCUCAUCACGGUAUUUCUGUGCAUUGAAAUUGUCAUCGAUAAAAUGCAAUUGUGUUCAUUGUCCGUAGCUUAUGCCUGCCCAUACCAUAACCCCACUGCCACCAUGGGGCACUCUGUUCACAACGGUGACAUCAGCAAACCGCUCGCCCACAUGACGCCAUAAACGCUGUCUGCCAUCUGCCCGGUACAGUUGAAACCGGGAUUCAUCCGUGAAUAGCACACUUAUCCAGUCUGCCAGUUGCCAUCAAAGGAGAGCAUUUGGCCACUGAAGUCGGUUACGACGCCGAACUGCAGUCAGGUCAAGACCCUGGUGAGGACGACGAGCACGCAGAUGAGCUUGCCUGAGACAGUUUCUGACAGUUUGUGCAGAAAUUCUUCAGUUGGCAAAUCCACAGUGUCAUCAGCUGUCCGGGUGGCUGGUCUCAGAUGAUCCCGCAGGUGAAGAAGCCGGAUGUGGAGGUUCUGGGCUGGCGUGGUUAUACGUGGUUUGCUGCUGUGAGGCCGGUUGGACGUACUGCCAAAUUCUCUAAAACAACGUUGGAGGCGGCUUAUGGUAGAAAAAUGAACAUUCAUUAUCUCAGUUUGUAUCACAUUCCAAUGAUAAAACUGGGGGGGGGGGGGGGGGACAAAAAUGCAAUUUCAGAAUGUGGGGGGGACAUGUCCCCUCCGUCCCCUGUGAAAGUUACACCCCUGAUGGGACCAACACUUUACAUGUUGCAUUUAUAUUUUUGUUCAAUGUAUGUUUAUAGAAAAGUUUACAAAUUAAUUAAAAAUUAACCUAUAAUGUCUUGAGUCAAUAAGUAAUCAACCCCUUAGUUAUGGCAAGCCUAAAUAAGUUCAGGAGUUUAAAUGUGCUAAAGACGUCAAGUGCAUGGACUCUGUCUGUGUGCAAUAAUAGUGUUUAACAUGAUUUUUGAAUGACUACCUAAUCUCUGUACCCCACACAUACAAUUAUCUGUAAGGUCCCGCAGUCGAGCGGUGAAUUUCAAACACAGAUUCAACUACAAAGACAAGGGAGGUUUUCCAUUGCCACGCAAAGAAGGGCACCUAUUGGUAGAUGGGCAAAAAAAAAGCAAACAUUGAAUAGCCCUUUGAGCAUAGUGAAGUUAUUAAUUAGACUUUAGAUGGUGUAUCAAUACACCCAGUCACUAGAAAGAUACAGGCGUCCUUCCAAACUCAGUUGCCGGAGAAGAAGGAAACCGCUCAGGGAUUUCAGCGUGAUGCCAAUGGUGUCUUUAAAACAGUUACAGAGUUUAAUGGCUGUGAUAGGAGAAAAAUGAGGAUGGAUCAACAACAUUGUAGUUACUCCACAAUACUAACCUAAUUGACAGAGAAGGAAGCCUCUACAGAAUAAAAAUAUUCAAAAACAUGCAUCCUGUUUGCAAUAAGGCACUAAAGUAAAACUUUAAAACAUGUGUGCAAAGAAAGGACCUUUUAUCCUGAAUACAAAGCGUUAUGUUUGGGGCAAAUCCAACGCAUCACUGAGUACCACUCUUCAUAUUUUCAAGCAUGGUGGUGGCUGCAUCAUGUUAUGGGAAUGCUUGUCAUUGGCAAGGAAUAGGGAGUUUUUUUGGGUAAAAAUAAAAGGAAUAGAGCGAAGCACAGGCAAAAUCCUAGAGGGAAACCUGGUUCAGUCUGCUCUCCAACAGACACUGGGUGGCAAAUUCACCUUUCAGCAGAACAAUAACCUAAAACACAAGGCCAAAUAUAUACUGUAGUUGCUUACCAAGACAACAUUGAAUGUGGCCUAGUUACAGUUUUGACUGAGGUCGGUUUGAAAAUCUAUCGCAAGACUUGUAAAUGGCUGUCUAGCAGUGAUCAACAACCAACAUGAGAAAUAUUGCUCAAUCCAGGUGUGCAAAGCUGUAAUCGCUGCCUAAGGUGAUUCUAACAUGUAUUGACACAGUGGUGUGAAUAUUUAUGUAAAUUAUAUCUUUCUGUAUUUCAUUUUCAUAAAAUUUGCUCAAAUUUCUAAAAACAUGUUUUCACUUCGUCAUUAUGGGGUAUUGUGUUCAGAUGGGAGAGAAAACAAAUGAAUUGAAUCCAUUUUGAAUUCAGGCUGUAACACAACAAAAUGUGGAAUAAGUCAAGGGGUGUGAAUACUUUCUGAAGGGACUGUAUCUCACUGGCUGACAGCAACAGGUGAAUAAUAGCCCCUAUUGUAUGUCUCUUAGGUGCAGCACCAUCUUGAUCCACGGCCAAGAGGUUCCAAUGGACGCCAACUGGAUCGAAGCUUUCCAGAGUGCCUACAUGGAGCUGGGAGGGCUGGGAGAAAGAGUUCUAGGUACGUACACUACAGCACAUAGUGCUAUUUGGGACUCAACCUACGUUUGCUAUAUACGGAUCACACAUGCCACCUGGCUAUUGUCUGUGCCCUUCCUUUCCAUGUCACAUCUCCCGAUCUGUUCCUUACAUCUGUCCCAUCAUAAAAACUCAAUAAAAUACGAAAGAACAUCGGCACUUUUGAUCUCCUUCAAAAAAUAAAACAUAAAUAAAAGAGUCCCUGUCUAUUUGUUUUGUUUCUCUCUCCCUCAGGGUUCUGCCACUUGCCCCUGUCUCCGGCCCAGUUCCCUCGGGGCUUCGCCUUUGACUGUGAGGAGGUCAAUUUCCCUAUAGAGGGAAUGUGUUUCGUGGGUCUCAUGUCCAUGAUCGAUCCUCCUCGCGCCGCCGUCCCCGACGCUGUGGGGAAAUGCCGCUCCGCUGGAAUUAAGGUCAUUGGCACAAUAAACCAACCAACAAACCAUUCGAUCAACCAACCAACCAACCAACUAAUCAAUUGAUCAACCAACCAACCAACUAACUAAUCAAUUAAUCAACCAACCAACCAGCAAUCCAACCAACAAAUACAUUAAUCAACCAACCAACGAACUAAUACAUGAAUCAACCAACCAACCAACCAACCAACCAACCAACCAACUAAUCAAUUAAUCAACUAACCAACUAACUAACUAAUCAAUUAAUCAACCAACCAACCAAUCAAUCAAUCAACCAAUCCAACAAUCACACAAAAUGUAACUUUCACAAAUUCCCAGGUUUUCCAGAAAUCAUGGUUGGAAGAAUCAUGGAAUCAGCAGGGGGUAAUUAGGAAAUCCGGGAAUCCUCCAACUGGAAUUUCUGGAAAACCUGGGUAUUUUCAGAGUCACUAGAGUCAAGUAAAAAUAAAAAUUACAUACUAAUAUAUAUAUAUAUAUAUAUAUAUAUAUAUAUAUAUAUAUAUUAUAUAUAUAUAUACAUACAGUACCAGUCAGAAGUUUGGACACACCUACUCAUUCAAGGGUUUUUCUUUAUUUUUACUACUUUCCUCAUUAUAGAAUAAUAGUGAAGACAUCAAAACUAUGAAAUAACACAUAUGGAAUCAUGUAGCAGACCAUAAAGGCCUGAUUCACACAGUCCCCUCUGAACAGUUGAUGUUGAGAUGUGUCUGUGACUUGAACUCUGUGAAGCAUUUAUUUGGGCUGCAAUUUCUGAGGCUGGUAACUCUAAUGAACUCAUCCUCUGCAGCAGAGGUAACUCUGGGUCUUCCAUUCCUGUGGCAGUCCUCAUGAGAGCCAGUUUCAUCAUAGCGCUUGAUGGUUUUUACGACUGCACUUGAAGAAACGUUCAAAGUACUUGAAAUGUUCCGUAUUGACUGACCUUCAUGUCUUAAAGUAAUGAUGGACUGUCGUUUCUCUGCUUAUUUGAGCUGUUCUUGCCAUAAUAUGGACUUGGUCUUUUACCAAAUAGGGCUAUCUUCUGUAUACUUGUCACAACACAACUGAUUGGCUCAAAUGCAUUAAGAAGGAAAGAAAUUCCACAAAUUAACUUUUAACAAGGCACACCUGUUAAUUGAAAUGCAUUCCAGGUGACUACCUCAUGAAGCUGGUUGAGAGAAUGCCAAGAGUGUGCAAAGCUGUCAUCAAAGCAAAGGGUGGCUAUUUGAAGAAUCUCAAAUAUAUUUUGAUUUGUUUAACACUUUUUUGGUUACUACAUGAUUCCAUAUGUGUUAUUGCAUAGUUUUGAUGUCUUCACUAUUAUUCUACAAUGAAGAAAGUAGUAAAAAAUAAGAAAAACCCUUGAAUGAGUAGUUGUUUCCAAACCUUUGACUGGUACUGUAUAUAGAAUCUCCUGGAAGUCUAUAAAUGAGCAAAAACACAGAAAAAAGCUCAAGUACAGUUCAUGUGGUGACAGGUAUAGAUGACAUAAGAUGUGUUUAUAGUUGUGAUGAUGUUUAUGGUUCUCUACUGCCGUCAGGUCAUCAUGGUGACUGGCGACCAUCCCAUCACUGCCAAAGCCAUCGCUAAAGGCGUGGGUAUCAUCUCAGAGGGCAACGAGACAGUGGAGGACAUCGCUGAAAGACUGAUUAUUCCCCUGAGUCAAGUCAACCCCAGGUGUGUGUAUGUGUAUGUAUGUAUGACUUUCCACGUUGUUGUUUCUCAUAUGUCAUAAAAUUUUAGCUUCUGCUUUUUUACCUUGCUACGUAUGCCAAACUUGACAAAUGCUAUCAUGAAAGAAGACCACAAUGGAAAUAAGUUGUUUACUUUUUUGUGUUUAUCCUAGAUGAUUAUUGAUCACGUGCAUAAUGUUAUAUGUGUACCUUGUUUCACAUUUUUUAAUAAACGAAACGUAACAAAAAAAAUAUGUUGGCUUGUAUCUGUCUCUCUCCCAGAGAGUGCGUGUGUUUGUGCGUGGGUGUGUGUGUGCGUGCGUGUAUGCAUAUGUGAGCGCUUGUGUGUGUGACUGUUCGCGCCCGUGUGUGUAUCUGUGUAUUUGUGUGGUUUCUCACUGGGGGCUGGUGUCUGUGUGUCUCUUCCAGGGAUGCCAAGGCCUGUGUGGUGCACGGAGGGGACCUGAAGGACAUGAGCGCAGAGUACCUGGAUGACCUGCUCAGGAACCACACUGAGAUAGUGUUCGCCCGCACAUCACCUCAGCAGAAACUCAUAAUCGUAGAGGGCUGCCAGAGAACGGUGAAAGGAUGUCUGUGUGUGUGCGCUUGUGUGUGUGUGGGUGUGUGUGUGCGCGCUUGUGUGUGUGCGCGGGUGUGUGUAUUUGAGUCUCUAUAAUGAAAGCAUGAGUCAGGGAUUCUGAAUCUAUUAUCCUGUUCAGACUUAGAUACUGGGGAGCUAUUAUCCCUAUAGAAAAGUAUUUGAUGGGAAAAUUGCUCCAGAAUUGACACACCGUAAAACUUAAAUUAAACGCAGAGUCUCAAACCGCCGCUGUCUCUUUUAACAAUAGCUGGGUAACUGCACACAUUUCAGCAAAUAAACGCCUGUUUCAAAUAAACGCUGGGUCUAAAUUAAGUCUUUACGUGGUUACCAUGAAUUAUCAUGAAUUGUUUGCGAGGUUCUAUGAUUUUUUUACAUUCAAUAAUUCAGUAAUGACUCAAAAAAAAUGAUGUCAAUCAUCCGUUUUUAUCACCAGUAAGAAACUGUUGAGCAGCUGAGAACUGCUAGUUAACGGGCAAGCACAAAAACAGUCAACAAGUUCGGGACUACAGACCCCCAGAAAACAGCCGAUCGACCCUUCUAGUGGCGAAAGUUACAAAUGUAAAAAAUGCACAGUCAAAUAGGAUAAUAAUUACUCUAUCAAGUUAAAGUUUUUCAAAAUAGAGGCAUACUAAGACAAAAGAAACGUGACAGUGUGUAAAAGAUAACACAUUAUUGCAGGGAAUUAAGAAAUUGAUUAAAAUGCUGGAAGUGAAUGCUGGAAUUAAACAAUUAACUAUGCAAAUGAGCAAAAGCUGUGUGCAUUAAGGAAUUAGAUGCCUAACUCAAAUAUAAGCCUGUCUCUAAUAAGCGCCUGUUGUGUUCAGUGAUUUAAGCAAAUAAACACCCUGGCUAUUAAUUUAAGUUUUACAGUGGGAGGAAAAGCAUUGAAACACUGCAUUUAUCUCCCAUUCACAGCAGUUUUUCAACUAAAAUGUUUCUUAUUUUCUGACUCUGAAUUCUCUUGUUCUAGGGGGCAAUCGUGGCGGUUACUGGGGACGGAGUGAACGACUCACCUGCCCUGAAGAAGGCUGACAUUGGGGUUGCCAUGGGGAUCGCUGGGUCUGACGUCUCCAAGCAGGCUGCAGACAUGAUCCUCCUGGAUGACAAUUUCGCCUCUAUUGUCACAGGAGUAGAGGAAGGUAAGAAAGGACGGAAGGAAGGAAGGAAGGAAGGAAGGAAGGGAGAGAAGGAGAGAAAGAAGGAAAGAUUGAAAGAAAGAAAGUGAAAUAACUUAAAUCUAUCUGUUCUUCUUCAAUCCCAAACAGGUCGUCUGAUCUUUGAUAAUUUGAAAAAGUCAAUCGCCUACACCCUGACCAGUAACAUUCCAGAGAUCAGCCCCUUCCUCCUCUUCAUCCUCGCCAGCAUUCCCCUGCCCCUGGGCACCGUCACCAUCCUCUGUAUCGACCUGGGCACAGACAUGGUGAGGACCCACACACUGAAAUAGUCUCUGGGGCGGUUUCCCGGACACAGAUUAAGCAUUGGUCCUGGAUUUAAAAGCGAGAAUCUCCAUUGAGAGUGCUUUUUAGUCCAGGACUACUUCAUUUGUUCCUUUAAAGUUGUAAUGUUCUUUAGCAGUCCAUUUGUUUGAACUUUUCUUCUGCCGCUAAAGAACAUUACAUUUGAAAGACUUUUUCAGUGAGUGCAGUUUUCCUUUUCCAGUUUAUAUGCACUGAAAGACUCCACUCAUCAUAUCUCCACUCAUCAUAUCUCCACUCCUCAUAUCUCCACUCAUCAUAUCUCCACUCCUUGACACUCAGUCACAAGCAGACGUUCUCUCAGCUUGAUCAUACAUUACCUUUCAAUCUAUAACUCACCACUACCUUGCCCUGGGUCAGGGUGAGUUCUGCUAAAUCCUCUAAAGCGAAUUGGAUUUGUAUCCACUGCUGUGAGGACUCUAGUCUCACACUGGGUUAAGUCCAUUUUCCACUUUAACUCACACACAUUGCCCUGUUGUUGCCUCACUGGUAACGCCUUAAACCAAUAGUCAGGGCUUUUUUAUUACGGAACCUAUAGAUUUGUCACAUUGUUCUCUGUCAUACAUUGUCUCAAACUCCUCUCUCUCUCUCUCCAUCUCUCUUCAUUAACUCCCUCUCCUCUCAACCCUAUCUCUGGUUACAGGUUCCUGCUAUCUCGUUGGCCUAUGAGACGGCUGAGAGUGACAUCAUGAAGCGUCAGCCCAGGUGCCCAAAGACAGACAAGCUGGUGAACGACAGACUGAUCAGCAUGGCCUACGGACAGAUAGGUCAGAAUACCUGUCGGGCUCAUCCGUGUUUCUGUGUCCUAAAUGGCAUGCUAUCAUUGGCCCUGGUCAAAAGUAGUGCAAUAUAUAGGGAAUAGGGUUCCAUUUGGGAUGCAAGCCUUGUGUUUAUAAGCCAUUUUUGGGUGUCCCCCCCAAAUGGCACACUAUUCCCUAUAUAGUGUACUACUUUUGUCAUAAGUAGUGCACUAACAGAGAAUAGUGUGCCACUUGGGACACACUCUUUGUAUUUUUGCCCUCUGUUGUUCAUGCCAGUUAUUGAAACAGAUAUUAUAUUGUGCUGAUGGACUUGUCUCUCUCUCUCCAGGUAUGAUUCAGGCUCUGGCUGGUUUCUUCACCUACUUUGUGAUCCUGGCUGAGAAUGGCUUCUGGCCAGAGACCCUCCUGGGCAUCCGUCUGAAAUGGGACGACCGUGCUAACAACGAGGUGGAGGACAGCUAUGGACAGCAAUGGGUGAGACAGAGAGUUUAACAUAUCCAUACAGUCUGUAGCUGUAUGGAACCACAGCAAGCUUAUUUUUUAAAAGUAAACUUGCACACCUUGACAUACUACUAGGUGCAUGGAGAAAAGUGUCAUCCAUAAAAAUACAAAAUACAAAAAUGUAGUCAAUCAAAUAAAAUAAAUUCAGCCCACUGGUAAUUUUGUUGCUUCUAACAAUUGAAUGAAUCUAAAUUGUUGGAAGCAUCAAGAGCAUCAUUUUUUAUUGACAACUAAAACAGUUUUUCAGUUGUAAGUAUACUAGGACGUGUUUCCUUUACACAGACCUACGAGCAGCGAAAGAUCAUUGAGUUCACCUGUCACACCUCGUUCUUUGUGAGCAUCGUGGUAGUGCAGUGGGCCGAUGUGAUUAUCUGCAAGACCAGGAGGAACUCUGUCUUUCAGCAGGGCAUGAAGUAGGUGGAAACUGCGAAGUCUCAAAUGACACCCUAGUGCACUACUUUUCACCAAAGCCCAUAGGGCUCUGGUCAAAAGUAGUGUACUACUGUAUAUAGGGAAUAUGAUUUUUACUUUGUAUAAGUAUGUACUGUAUUUGUAAAAAAUCUAAAUGUGUCUUGUCCAAUUCUUUCUUCUUUUCACCUCUCCCAUCUCCAUUUCCUCAACAGGAAUCGUAUCCUGAUCUUUGGCCUCUUUGCUGAGACUGCUUUGGCUGCCUUUUUGUCCUACUGCCCAGGAAUGGACAUCGCCCUCCGCAUGUAUCCCCUGAAGUCAGUACAACACAGCACCCUAAAAACAAGGACAUCCCAUCCCCAAUACCACUGUCUUUAAUUCUACCCCAAAACUACUAAGUCCCUCACAUGCCUUUCUCAUAUCACACCCUCAACUCCAUGGAUUUUACAAUGAACUGUUUCCUCUGAAGUCAGUACCACACACGUCUCCACUCUGCAAUACCCUAAACACUUCCAAAACAAAUCCCUCAAAUGUCUUUCUCAUAUCACACCCUCAUAUCAUCCCAAUGAUUCAGUGUGAAUCUGAAUAGAUUUUACAAUGAACUCCAACAACCACUCCUCCUUUGUUUCACUCUCUCUCGUCUCUUUCUCUCUCUCACUCUCUGUCUCUCUCUCCGUCUCUCUCAUUCAGGGUCUCCUGGUGGUUCUGUGCUCUACCCUACAGUCUCCUCAUCUUCAUCUAUGAUGAGGUCCGCAAGCUCAUCAUCAGGAGGUAUCCUGGAGGUGGGUGACAUAGUGACAUAGAAAGACAUAGGUGACAUAGAGAGACGGACACUGAGAGUCACAGAAGAUGCAUUGUCUGUCACUGAGUGUCUGUUCUGUAAGGAGGAGACAAAUCAAGAGAUUCACAAAAGAUCAUUCAUAAUGACAGUUAUUCGCUCAUGUUAAUCAGUCAUGUUAAUAAAUCAGAUUGAUGUGCUGGGGAUCAGUCACUGAGUUAAAAGGGCUUUGUCAUAUUGAAGCACUAAGAGGAAGAGAUAAUGGUAUAUAAUGAUGUUGUCUAAUACAAUCAUUCUUGUCUGACUAAUUUUAAUCUUUCUCUUUUAUAGGUUGGGUGGAACUGGAGACAUAUUAUUAA
Molecule: messenger RNA, 28925 nt
Organism: Coregonus sp. 'balchen'
Lineage: Eukaryota; Metazoa; Chordata; Actinopteri; Salmoniformes; Salmonidae
Source: the annotation of a GenBank genome assembly